This is a messenger RNA of Papilio polytes (common Mormon), 1312 nucleotides long. RefSeq lists its product as uncharacterized. The record is from RefSeq and is a predicted model, not a curated record. The transcript is spliced from 3 exons. The coding region runs from base 313 to 780 and encodes 155 amino acids. Gene Ontology annotation, biological process: positive regulation of voltage-gated potassium channel activity; sleep; regulation of synaptic transmission, cholinergic. Lineage: Eukaryota; Metazoa; Arthropoda; Insecta; Lepidoptera; Papilionidae.
UCGCGCGCCGGCGCCAGCAUCGAUCGCGUCAAUCGGCGCUUGUGCGCUAGUUUAAGGCUCCAAUUUCUUCGAUAUUUGGACAUGGCCCGUUUCGCUACUGAGCUUCCUUCCUGUGAAUCAUGAAUUGAACGGAGACGCUUUCAGUCCGCCGCUGGGCACAUGGCGCCGCGAGCGUCACACAAACGCUCACAAACUUCUGCGUUACGUAUUAAAUAUAUUUUUAUCAGUUAAACGCCGGUUGUAGUUUUAAGUGCCAAGUUUACAUGUCAAUGCGGAGUAUUAUUUUUUUGAGUGUUUGUUAUUUUUAAAACAAUGGAAUUGCAGUUGGUUUUAUUAGCUUUUCCGUUUCUUUGGAAACUAUCAUCAAGCCUGCAAUGCUACAAAUGCGACCCGGAGCGGUUGUACAAAAACGACGCAGUGCUGUGCGAGAGAUUCGAUAGCAGUUCUAACUACGUGGUCAAGUGUGAACACUCUUCUAUGUGCUACAAGAGGGUUACCACAUUGGACUUGGGGAAUGGAGUGACUACGAGUACAACAGUGCGUGGUUGUGCCGCACAAACGAUGAGUGGGGAUCAAGCGAAGAUAGAUGGCAAGUGGCGUCCCGUUAACACGAUAUACGACGUCUACGACGAGGGCUGUUCUUACGACCCCACCGACAUCGAACGCACAACCAAAUCUUUGUACUGUUACUGUCGUGGCGACUUGUGUAAUGGUGUAGGGAAAUAUCAAGCGAAUUUGUAUAUAACGUUAAUAGUUAUCAUUGCUUUAUUUAUAAGUUAAUACUGUGAUAACUUUAGGUUACUUAAAUUAAAGUCAAAUGUAUAAUUUAACAAAUUCACUGCCAUUUGUUCACUUAAAGAAGUUGUGGCAGUGAAAGUGUUAAAAUACGCUUUUAUAUGCAUAUAAUGCAAUGGAAUGUAAUUAAUACUCGUAAGUACCAAAGUAAAUAAGGAAAUAUAAGCGAAGUAAGCAUGAACCUUCUAACAGUGAAACAUUCCAUACUGUAAGUCCAUUUGACGAGACGAGAAAAUAAAUUAAAUUAGGCCAUUAUCAGUGUUAAUACUGCACACUUGCAUUACCACAUAUUGUGGUCUCUAUUUUCUCAAUAAGAAUGAAAGGGAUGACUAUAUGCAAUAAUACUAGGAUCACAACAAUGAAGUUCUACUGUAAUAGAUAACAGGGGCUUGAGUUGGCACAUCAUGCUGAGGAGUACUAUUGUUUCCUACGUGCCAACUUAUACUAUUUACAUUUUUAUCACAAAUUUUGCUUUAACAAAAUAUACGUAAUAAUUAUUUUAUCAUAAACUUUAAUG